Molecule: messenger RNA, 1533 nt
Organism: Drosophila innubila
Lineage: Eukaryota; Metazoa; Arthropoda; Insecta; Diptera; Drosophilidae
Gene: emc
Product: protein extra-macrochaetae
Exons: 2
Coding region: 383-1033 (216 amino acids)
Biological process (GO): negative regulation of transcription by RNA polymerase II; circadian regulation of gene expression; cell differentiation
Cellular component (GO): nucleus; cytoplasm
Molecular function (GO): transcription regulator activity; protein dimerization activity
Source: RefSeq, a predicted model, not a curated record
GCUCUUUCUUUCAAAUACAAAUUUUUCGUGGUCGUUGAAGGUUGUUGCUAGUUCGCGCUACAGAAACAAAAGGCAAAAAGCAAAUUCAAAUUGAUUUUGAGCAACACUCAACAACAAAUGCAAUAGAGAAACACGCUGGAUUAAAGUGUUUUUUUGUUGAUCAAAUUUAAAUUACAAAAGUGCGUGUCAAGUGAAAAACACAAUAACAACAACAACAACUCGCAAAGCUCGCAGCUGAAAAACCAAAAAGAAAAGAAAAAACAAAAGUAUCUUAAAAUAAAGUAAUUUAUUUGUCGCAAUAAAUUCCUCGCAAGUAACCGGUACGACCGUGUAAAAAGCCGCCAAAAUUCUACUCAAGGAGCGUAAAGCGAUCAUCUCGAGAAUGAAAUCCCUGACUGCGGUGUGUCAGACAGGCGCCUCCAUGCCGGCCAUGAAUCCCAACGGACGUAUUUCGCGUCAUCCGCCGCAUCGCGGCGACGGCGAGAAUGCCGAGAUGAAAAUGUAUCUGUCCAAGCUGAAGGAUCUGGUGCCCUUCAUGCCCAAGAAUCGCAAACUCUCCAAACUGGAGAUCAUCCAGCAUGUCAUCGACUACAUCUGCGAUCUGCAGACCGAACUGGAAACGCAUCCCGAGAUCAACAAUUUCGAUGCAGCUGCCGCGCUCAGCGGCGUCGCAGCAGCCGCAGCUGCCGGCGGCGACAUUGACGAUGACAGCGAUGAGAUGGAGAUGGAAAUGGAGAUGAACUUGAAUGCAGGUGGCGAUGUUUUGGCCAUGCGUUUGGCCGCCGAGCAGGAGCAGCUUGCCAAAAUCUCUAGUCCCGCUGCCGCCGCUCGCUUACCGUUGAUCGAUCGACAGAGCCCCAACACAAUUCUGCCCGCCGCAGCGUUGGCGUUGGCGUCAGCAGCAGCAGCAGCAGCCGCCUCAGCAGCAGCAACAGCAACAACGGCGCCAGUGCAACAACAACAACAACAGCAGCAGCUGUCCGACAGUUUAACGACGCAAAUCAGCGGCGAAAAGGACAGCAGGCAAUCGUAAAGCAGCUGCAGCUGAAUGUAGUUGAUAAAUGAAGGAGAAGAAGAAGCAGUUGGUGAUGAUGAAGAAGGGGCAGAAGAACUACAACUAAAACUAAACAUUUAAAGUUACACACACAUACAUAUUGUAGGCAGUGUAGUACAGUCAACUCCACUCACAAACUCCACUCAGACUCAAGCUCGUGUGAAGAUCUCCGCAAUAAGAAAGCAAAACAAAACAAAACAAAAAAGAAAAGAAAAUCAAUUAAAAUAUUUACAAGUUACAUAAAUAGGCACUGCAGCCACGCCCACAGUGGGCACAGUGGGUGCUAAAGCAUUUCACACCAAUACAUUGAAAGAGUUUAGUUUUAAAUAAUAACAACAACCUAACUAAGUAGAUAUAUAAUGAAAAAACAUUGUAAGCACUAUAAAUAAUAUUAUUAACUCUUAACGUUUAACAAUUAACUAUUAGCAGCAGAUAACUAUAAAGAUAAUAAAGUAGAUGAAGAAGACGAUGAAGAUGAA